AUGGAAACUGAUAAGCAGGUUCACACUGAGGCAUAUGCAGAGGGAAUGUUCCACGAUGACGCGGACAUUGGCUCACGCAAAACGCGCACUCGCCUUGUUCCACCAAGUCGCCGGCAUGUGGUCAACGCACCUGGUGAUAGUAUCUUCCAGAGCCUCAGUUGGGAUCUCACCACCUCCCUCCCUUCUCUCCAUUCAGCCCACUUCUGCUGUCGCAUCACCGACAUUCACUCACCUUCCCACAAUAAACAUCUGUCGAACUUUUUUAUGCAUGAAAAUUGGACAAUGAGUGUCGAAGCAAAGGUGGUACAUUACGAUAUCAUUGAGGGCGCUCUAUCGAAACUCUAA
Echinococcus granulosus is the source of this 345-nucleotide messenger RNA. RefSeq lists its product as hypothetical. Lineage: Eukaryota; Metazoa; Platyhelminthes; Cestoda; Cyclophyllidea; Taeniidae. The record is from RefSeq and is a predicted model, not a curated record. The coding region runs from base 1 to 345 and encodes 114 amino acids. The transcript has 2 exons.